AUUCCCUGUUCUUUCUUAUUCGAACAAGAUCUCAAUAAUACGAGAAAGAGAUCGAAAGAAUUAUAGGAGGAAGAGGGAUUCAAUCCAAAUCGUUGUAUCGGAAGAAGAAAAGAUUCAAGCUAACGAUCGCCAUUGCAAGAUUUUCCCGCCGCAUUGAUCAGAACGUGUUUUACCUUUUCGGCAUCAAAUGCCGGUUUUUAAUUUCCCGGCGAAGGGCAUCACCGAUGUUGAUCAGUAGGAGCUUUUCCGGCGAUUUGGAAGCAUGUUUCGUCGGUUUUAGGCUUAGAGAGGAAGCGGAAGGAACCGCGCGGGGAAUCAAGACGAGGGAAGCUGAAGAGCUGGAGACAGGCAGGCUGCUAAGAUGCAGAUUCGGUUUUCGCCGAGCAUGAGAAGCAUUAAUAUAUCGACGAGCAGUAAUGGGUUUCUUGAUUUGAUGAAGGUGAAGGUCGCAGCUCGUCAUAUCUCAUACAGGACCUUAUUUCACACCGUCCUCGUCCUUGCUUUCCUUUUACCCUUCGUCUUCAUCCUCACAGCCGUCGUCACCCUCGAAGGCGUCAAUAAGUGCUCGUCGUUUGAUUGUUUGGGAAGGCGGUUGGGUCCAAGAUUUCUUGGCAAGGGCGUUGAUGAUUCAGCGAGACUUAUGAGAGGUCUAUAUACGCUAUUUGAUGAAGCAAAUUCCGUGGAAAUUCCAGGUGGCCUAAAAUUUCCUGAAUCAUUUAACGAGUUUCUUUCUGAAAUGAAGCACAACAACUAUGAUGCGAAUACAUUUGCAGUCAUGGUGAAGGGAACGAUGGAUUAUAUGAAUAGAGAAGUAAAGAAGGCCAGACUAGCAGAACAAGUGAACAAACAUUUUGCAGCAAUUGGUAUUCCAAAAGGCCUUCAUUGUCUCUCAUUGAGGUUGACAGAUGAGUACUCCUCUAAUGCCCGUGCUCGGAAACAAUUACCACCGCCCGAGUUGUUGCCUGUUCUCUCCAAUAAUUCAUACUACCAUUUCAUUGUAGCUACCGAUAACGUCCUUGCAGCCUCUGUUGUGGUUAAUUCUGCAGUAAGGUCUUCAAUGAAAUCUGAUAUGAUAGUAUUUCAUGUCAUCACUGACAAGAAGACCUAUCCAGCCAUGCAUUCAUGGUUUGCAUUAAAUUCUAUUUCUCCAGCCAUCAUUGAGGUUAAGGGAGUCCACCAGUUUAAUUGUUUGACAAGAGAGAAUGUGCCUGUGCUUGACGCUAUAGAGCAUCACCACCAUGUAAAAAAUCAUUAUCAUAGAAAUCAUGUGGCAGGGGCCAAUAUCAGUGAUAGCCCAAGGGCUUUUGCUUCAAAGCUGCAAGCGAGGAGCCCGAAAUAUAUCUCUCUGCUCAAUCAUCUCCGCAUAUACCUUCCCGAGAUGUUUCCAAGCCUCAACAAGGUUGUGUUUCUGGAUGAUGAUGUUGUUGUUCAACGUGACUUAACACAAUUGUGGGAUAUUGAUCUUUCUGGCAAAAUAAAUGGUGCUGUGGAAACUUGUACAGGAGAAGAUACAUGGGUAAUGUCUAAGCGUUUUAGAACAUAUUUUAACUUCUCUCAUCCUUUGAUUGCAAAUAACCUGGACCCUGACGAAUGUGCUUGGGCGUAUGGGAUGAAUGUCUUCGACUUGAAAGCAUGGAGGAAAACAAAAAUCAGAGAGACUUAUCACUAUUGGAUGAAGGAGAAUUUAAGCUCAAAUUUGACUCUGUGGAAACUUGGAACAUUGCCACCAGCUCUUAUAGCAUUCAGAGGAUAUGUGCAUCCUAUCAACCCAUCCUGGCACAUGCUCGGAUUGGGUUAUCAGGAGAAAACAAAUCUCGAUGACGUGCGAAAGGCCGCCGUUAUCCAUUACAAUGGUCAGUGCAAACCAUGGCUAGCAAUUGGUUACAGGCAACUCCAGCCAUUUUGGACCAAACAUGUAAACUAUUCCAAUGAGUUCAUAAAGAACUGUCAUAUAUUGGAGCCAGCAGAUUAAUUAGUUACAGAGAUGCAGAACCGGAUGAAACGCAGCUUCUGCUAAGUAGAUACUGGACAAUAGUUACUUGUUAAGAUACAAUUAUUUCGUUAUACGAGCCGUGCCGUGUUGGCUGCAACCAGCUAUGGAGGCGCAGCGAUGGUGGCGGCGGCGGCGAGCAAUUGCAAGUCUGUUGAUGGCAGAAGUUGAUUUCAUAAUUUCAGUUUGUAAAAUAUUUAUUCAUGCCAAGGGGAUAGAUAUCUAAGCAUGAUUCAUCUCCCUUAGCAGGAUCAGAUGGCAAAUCAGCUACAGGCAAACCUUAUUGUUUUACCAAGCAGCCAGAAUUUUUUUUAUUUUCCUCCUCUUUUGAUUGCUAGAUUUUUUAGUUUUUUUUUUUUUUUACAUUUUUAUAAUUUUGUAUUCAUCCGUUUAUUAAUUGUAAAAAGCAUGGAGAUCCUUGUAAUUGUGCUCUUAUGGAAUUUUCCAUUGGAGAUCAGGGCUUUGUUACUUUGCAUAAAUGUUGAAAAUGUUAGAUGAUUCUUUUCCUUGUUAUCUGUUCAUAAUUGUUAUCAGAGUUUUCAUAAUAAGCCUUUGCUUUGG
Molecule: messenger RNA, 2551 nt
Organism: Dendrobium catenatum
Lineage: Eukaryota; Viridiplantae; Streptophyta; Magnoliopsida; Asparagales; Orchidaceae
Product: probable galacturonosyltransferase 13
Exons: 6
Coding region: 362-1972 (536 amino acids)
Molecular function (GO): polygalacturonate 4-alpha-galacturonosyltransferase activity
Source: RefSeq, a predicted model, not a curated record